AUGAUUGAGUUAGGUCUGAGCCGCGUUUCGCGUCUCCUACAACAAACUCCGUUCAACUGGAAAGCCAUCCAUAUUGCGGGGACAAACGGCAAAGGCUCCAUCAGCGCCUAUCUUUCCCACCUUCUCUCGUCUGACGGUGUUCGAUGCGGUCGCUUUACAUCUCCACACUUGAUCGAUCGCUGGGAUUGUAUUACAAUUGGGGAACGGGUUGUUCAAGAAUCUCUCUUUCGCCAAAUCGAAGACCAAGUCAAGCUCCGAGACCAGAAGUUGGGGAUUGGAGCAUCCGAGUUCGAGCUCCUGACGGCAACCGCUUUUGAGAUAUUCAAUCAUGAACAAGUCGAAAUUGGCGUGGUUGAGGUAGGCAUGGGUGGCCGCUUAGACGCCACAAAUAUACUGAGCAAUGUGCUGGUCUCUGUGAUCGCCAAGAUCGGAAUGGAUCACCAGGCAUUUUUGGGUUCAACACUUGAAGAGAUUGCACAAGAAAAGGGCGGGAUUAUGAAGCCAGGAGUACCUUGCGUGGUUGAUAAUACCAAUGAGGCGGCUGCGUUGAGGACCUUGUCUAGCCAGAUUCAAGAGCUUGGUAUUGACGCAACAUUUGUCUCUCCAGACAAGGUGCAGGAACAAUUACCGCCACUCGCACAAUUAUUUGAAAGAUUAGACCUCGAGCCUCAUCAAAAAGAGAACAUGUGCUGUGCCGUGUCAGCAUUGCGUCUCGCUUUACGCACAAUUCGCCCAGAAAAAGACGCCUUUUCAUUGCUUCCACAACUUGCUAACGUCAAGUGGCCUGGUCGCUUGGAGGAUAUCAGUAUUCAGUCUCUCGUUGGCCGCGAAGAACCUGUCCUUCUUGAUGGUGCUCAUAAUCCCCAAUCGGCCGAUGUCCUCGGCAAAUAUGUUGAUCGCAAAUUGCGAUCCCAAUCCCAAAAUGUGACUUGGGUGGUCGCCGCUUCAAGUGGAAAGGACUUGGCUGGCGUCUUCCGUUCCAUCAUUCGACCCGGAGAUAAUAUCGCCACAGCUGAAUUUGGGCCUGUGGAUGGAAUGCCUUGGGUUAUGCCUACCAAUGCAACAGAACUUAAGGGGGCUAUCGAAUCUAUGCCAGAUGUUGGUAAAGUGCAGAGUUUUGAAGGCGAUCUUACUCCCGCCCUUAAAUGGGCCAGCGAGGUGGCUCAAGGUAGUCCCCUUGUUAUUGCUGGUAGUCUGUAUUUGAUUUCUGAUGUGCAUCGCUUGCUACGAGAUGCACAGAAAUGA
Messenger RNA from Penicillium angulare, 1245 nucleotides. RefSeq names its product dihydrofolate synthase. Gene Ontology annotation, cellular component: cytosol; cytoplasm; mitochondrion. NCBI's taxonomy places the organism in Eukaryota, Fungi, Ascomycota, Eurotiomycetes, Eurotiales, Aspergillaceae. The record is from RefSeq and is a predicted model, not a curated record. Gene Ontology annotation, biological process: folic acid-containing compound biosynthetic process. Gene Ontology annotation, molecular function: dihydrofolate synthase activity; tetrahydrofolylpolyglutamate synthase activity; ATP binding. The coding region runs from base 1 to 1245 and encodes 414 amino acids. The transcript has a single exon.